GCCAACAAUUUGAUUUCAAUUCAACACUCCACCAAACCAAUCCAACCAACUCAACCUCUACACACACAAUGACAAUUAUACAUACAACCUAUACAUAUAACAUACACAUCCUUUUGUAUCCAAUCAAUUAAAAAAAAAAAAAACCCAAAUCUCCACAAUAAAUUAAUAAUAAAAAUAAUGAGUACGCUGACGACACUGUAUCCAGUUUCAACCACACCAGUUUUCCGGCGUAACAGAAUUUCCCCCAAAUAUCGGAGGAACUGUUUCAGACCAAAACGGUUACGCUGUGCCUUAAUCGAAGAAGCUAGGCCACGCGCUUUACCACCUCCUGUUAGAGUUACUAAUAAUAACAAUAUUAAUGGUUCAGUAGUAGUAGCGGAUAUUUCUAUUUCUAGAAAUAGAGCUGAUGAUAUUCAAGCUGAAUCCAGGGCCUUGGCGCGUGCUAUCAACGCCUCUGUUUAUAGUCCUGAACUUCUUAAAUAUAAAUACAGUAAUCGUCCUCUUAAGGUGUUACAGAGGACUUUGCAAAUACUUGUUGGACUGGGUUCGUUUGGAGUAAAGCUAUGGUUAGACCAGUUGCAAGGCCAACUAGAGCAGAAUAGAAGAUCACGAGCUGUUGAGCUGAGGGAGACUUUCACAAGGCUAGGUCCUACUUUUGUGAAAAUUGGUCAGGGGCUCUCAACCAGACCUGAUCUUUGUCCACCUGAAUUCCUCGAGGAGCUUACUGAACUCCAGGAUGCUUUGCCAACAUUUCCAGAUGCGGAGGCAUUUGCAUGCAUUGAAAGAGAAUUGGGGCUUCCACUUGAUUCCAUGUAUUCAUCAAUAUCAUCAUCUCCGAUUGCUGCAGCUAGUCUUGGUCAAGUUUAUAAAGCCCAGCUCAAGAAUACCGGUCAGUUGGUUGCGGUGAAAGUGCAAAGACCUGGUAUUGAGGAAGCAGUUGGGCUAGAUUUUUACUUAAUAAGAGGACUAGGAUUUCUUAUAAAUAAAUAUGUAGAUGUAAUAAGUAGUGACGUGGUUGCUUUAAUCGAUGAAUUCGCACGAAGAGUUUAUCAAGAGCUGAACUAUGUACAGGAGGGACAAAAUGCUAGAAGAUUUAAGAAGCUAUAUGCCGACAAAGCAGAGGUACUCGUUCCAGACAUCUUUUGGGAUUACACCAGUGGGAAGGUCUUAACAAUGGAAUGGGUUGAAGGGGUCAAACUAAACGAGCAAGCAAUAAUCGAAAGUCAAGGGUUAAAAGUCUUGGAUCUGGUCAACACCGGUAUACAAUGCAGUCUUAGACAACUACUUGAGUAUGGUUACUUCCAUGCAGACCCUCACCCAGGCAAUCUUUUAGCAACACCUGAUGGAAAACUUGCUUUUCUUGAUUUUGGAAUGAUGAGUGAGACACCCGAAGAAGCACGGCUUGCAAUAAUUGGUCAUGUGGUUCACAUGGUAAACCGGGAUUAUGAAGCCAUGGCUCAAGAUUAUUAUAAUUUGGAUUUUUUGUCACCUGAUGUAGAUGUGACCCCGAUUGUGCCAGCACUCAGAAACUUUUUUGAUGAUGCUUUGAAUUCAACUGUCAGCGAGCUCAAUUUUAAGACAAUUGUGGAUGGACUUGGUUCCGUUCUUUAUCAGUAUCCAUUUAAUGUCCCAGCUUACUAUGCACUGAUAUUAAGGUCACUUACCGUUCUAGAAGGUUUAGCUCUCUAUGCCGAUCCCAAUUUUAAGGUUUUGGCGGCGUCAUAUCCUUAUUUUGCCAAAAGGCUACUCACAGAUCCGAAUCCAUACCUAAGAGAUGCUCUUAUUGAGUUACUAUUCAAGGACGGAAAGUUCAGGUGGAACAGGCUUGAAAACCUGCUUGUCCAGGGGAAAAUGGAUAAAGAUUUCACAGCAAAAGAAGCUCUACAACCAGUUUUGAAACUAUUAUUGGGUCCGGAAGGUGAGGAACUGAGGACUUUAGUUAUCAAAGAGGCUAUUCGGGUAACUGAAGCAAUCACAAUUGGCACCAUGAUUGAUACAUACAAUUCCAUUCCGGGGCCUUUGAAGACAUUUAUCCCAAACGGAAAUGGAAUUGGCACACCCCUGACUGAUGCUGAGAUGGAAAGUAUGAUGGAGCUUAGGCAACAAGUUUUAAGGAUAUGGGCGCUUUUGCGGUCCUCAGAUAGUAAUUUUGAUCCUACUAUCCUACAGCCAAUUCUACAGGUUCUUCAAGAACCCGAGGCGCGUAAUCUUGGUGGGCGUGUAUUUGGUGGAAUUACACAGCGUCUUGCUGCACGCAUGCUGCAACAAGUUCUCCGCUCACCUGCACCAGCUCGUGCAACAAGUGUAUAGCACAUUCCAUAUAACUAAAUCUGGGCGUGGAUGGUCAAUGUUAUAGUUUCAAUGUCCGGGACUCCGGGUAAAUUCUUUCGAUGUGUAUAAUAGAAAUGACAGAAGAGAUUUAAUUGCUUGUAAAGUCGGGACAUUUGUGAAAGCUAAAGUUUUCACACAAACAAGUUGUAAUAUGACAUUUAGGGCAUUAUUCAUUAUUGCUAUCCAGAUAAUAAAUAUUGAAAUCUUA
Messenger RNA from Erigeron canadensis, 2539 nucleotides. RefSeq names its product protein ACTIVITY OF BC1 COMPLEX KINASE 3, chloroplastic. Bases 178 to 2310 code for a protein of 710 amino acids. Gene Ontology annotation, molecular function: ATP binding; protein kinase activity. Gene Ontology annotation, biological process: protein phosphorylation. The record is from RefSeq and is a predicted model, not a curated record. The transcript is spliced from 6 exons. Lineage: Eukaryota; Viridiplantae; Streptophyta; Magnoliopsida; Asterales; Asteraceae.